Molecule: messenger RNA, 342 nt
Organism: Aspergillus melleus
Lineage: Eukaryota; Fungi; Ascomycota; Eurotiomycetes; Eurotiales; Aspergillaceae
Exons: 2
Coding region: 1-342 (113 amino acids)
Source: RefSeq, a predicted model, not a curated record
AUGUCUCUCUUCAUUCCUAUCUAUGUUCAGCUCACGCCCCAGUCCCAAUCAUUCAAUUUUAACAAUCCUGUCUUGGUCGAAGUCCAGGUUCCGUCCGAAGUCCAGAUUCCGUCCGAAGGCCAGGUUCCGUCUGAAGUUCAGGCUCCGUCCGAAGUUCGGGUUUCAUUCCAUGGUUACCGUCAAGUCUCUGAGGACAUCGGGGGCUUGUCAACUUUGCCAUAUCUCCUCCCUGGGUCUAGCAGUCAGAACCCGAUCGAUGUCGAGGCUCUCAGUGACACAGAGGCCAGCACCGUUGUUUAUUCCCAUGAUUUGCGCCGUCCCGGUGACAGUAUCGGUUUGUAG